Messenger RNA from Phytophthora sojae, 1031 nucleotides. RefSeq lists its product as hypothetical. The transcript has a single exon. The record is from RefSeq and is a predicted model, not a curated record. Bases 1 to 954 code for a protein of 317 amino acids. NCBI's taxonomy places the organism in Eukaryota, Oomycota, Peronosporomycetes, Peronosporales, Peronosporaceae.
AUGGUCAAGUACGUGCUCACGGGUGUCGGUGGCAACAUCGGCGGCCACGCUGCCGACUACGCGGUCGAGAUCAAGAAACCCGAGGACGUGCUGGUGCUCACGAGCUCGAACGUGGAGAAGCUGCCCGCCGAGCGCGUUGCGGCCUGGAAGGCCAAGGGCGCCAUCGUGGAGCAGGCCGACUACCUCGACAUCGACAGCCUGAAGAAGGUCUUCGAGGGCGCUGAGGCCGUGGCCUUCAUCUCCACCUGGCUGUUCGGCGAGGGCCGUCGUGGCCAGAUGAAGAACUGCAUUGAGGCCGCCAAGGCCGUGGGCGUCAAGCGCGUGUGCUACACGUCGUUCGUGGGCGCCGGCUCGGACCUGCCCAACGAGCAGCUGCCGUUCCUGCCGCGUGACCACCAGUACACGGAACAGCUCAUCUAUGCCUCGGGCCUCGAGUACAACAUCCAGCGCGACUGGCUGUACCAGGACAACACGCCUCGCUUCUUCGCUCCGUCGUGGCACUUCAACGGAGACCGUUGGCUCUGGAACUCGCACGGCGUCCCCGGCGCCUACGUGGCCAUUGAGGACUGCGGCCGCGUGUUCGGCGCUCUGCUGCUCGGCAAGCAGGACAAGAACACGGUCGUGGACGUCACCGGCCCGGAGUGCGUGCUCGACGAGGACAUGUUCAACUGGAUGAACUCCAUCAGCGGCUACAACGGCAAGUACGUCGACAUGCCCGACGAGGAGCUGCGCGAGUACUGGCUGGGCCGCGGUCUGCCCACGGAGUUUUUUGGCGACUUCUCCAAGACUCCCAUGAAGCUCUGCAUCGGCGACCUGCUGUGCUGCGGUGAGACUCUGGCCAACGGCUCGAUGAACAAGGUGACUGACACCGUUGAGCGUCUGACCGGCCGCAAGCCGCUCGGCUACAAGGAGAACCUGCUUCAGUACAAGGAGAUCUUCCCCAAGAACGAGUAAGUGCUUUAGUGCUCUGCAUGUAGUGCAUUGCGCCGUAUAAGCUUAAAGCACAGUGAAUACAGUAAAUACUUAGUCUC